UCUCCCACGCCGAACCUGUGCCAAACAGAAAAAAGGUUGAAACAAAUUCAGAAAAUCAAGCAAAGAACAAUGGAUGACUCGGAAGAAGUUCAGCUUGGUUUCUUAGAAAGUAUGUUUGGAAGAAAUCCCAUGGAAGUUCCAUGUUUCAGAACAACUUUUUUUUAUUCAAUCUCAUCGUACAUUGGUGUGGGCCUGCUGACAUUUCUAUUUACAAGCAAACCUGCACUUUCAUCCCAUGUAGGAAUGGGAUCAUUUGUUGCUGUAACACUGGGUUAUUAUAGUUUUUGUAGAUAUCAGUUUGCUUAUCAAAAAUUUAAUUCUGAAAAGUUACAAGAGUUAUUACAUAAAGCUGCUGUUAUGGAAGGAGUUGAGGAAGAAAAUAAACUUCAAGAAGCUUAA
This is a messenger RNA of Copidosoma floridanum, 399 nucleotides long. RefSeq names its product cytochrome c oxidase assembly factor COX20 lethal (3) 87Df (gene l(3)87Df). Lineage: Eukaryota; Metazoa; Arthropoda; Insecta; Hymenoptera; Encyrtidae. Gene Ontology annotation, biological process: mitochondrial respiratory chain complex IV assembly. Gene Ontology annotation, cellular component: mitochondrion; mitochondrial inner membrane. The record is from RefSeq and is a predicted model, not a curated record.